Messenger RNA from Penicillium oxalicum, 855 nucleotides. Its product is annotated as putative U-box domain protein. NCBI's taxonomy places the organism in Eukaryota, Fungi, Ascomycota, Eurotiomycetes, Eurotiales, Aspergillaceae. Bases 1 to 855 code for a protein of 284 amino acids. The record is from RefSeq and is a predicted model, not a curated record. Gene Ontology annotation, biological process: protein quality control for misfolded or incompletely synthesized proteins; protein polyubiquitination; proteasome-mediated ubiquitin-dependent protein catabolic process. Gene Ontology annotation, cellular component: cytoplasm. The transcript has 3 exons. Gene Ontology annotation, molecular function: protein-folding chaperone binding; ubiquitin protein ligase activity.
AUGGCACAAUCACUCAAGAAAAAGGGAAAUGAUUUCUUUGUCAAGGGCGACUACGUGAGUGCCGAGGACUACUACACACAGGCAAUCGCCGAAGAUUCACAUGAUCCAACCUUCUUUACGAACCGCGCCGUGACCCGCAUCAAACUCGAGAAAUGGAAGGAUGUUGAGCACGACGCACGGGCUGCCGUCAAUCUCUAUGUGGAUAAGGAUCCUGGCGCCCUUAAGAGCAUGGGAUAUCUGGCUGAGGCCUUGAUCGCUCUUGGUCGUCCCCAGGAAGCACACGAUGUCGCCCAGUCUGCGUAUCGCUUGAGUCUGGAUACCAAGCAUGCGCAAGCGGAGAAGCUCUCUGGCUUGGUGCUGCGCUCAAAGAAGGCCCUCUGGGAGGCUCGUGAAACGACGCGGCUGCACGAGAUGGACGAGACCUUGAAGAGUGUCGAGGACCUGAUCAAUGCUGAUCUGGCACGUACAGAAGAGGAUCUCGCACAGCACUUGGAGAAGCACGAGAUUGGCGAGGUGGGAUACCGGGAAGAUAUCCAUGCACAGCGGGCGCUGGCGCAGAAGAAGAUUGAGCAUGUUCGUGAGGCGUUCCGCAUCUCGUCCAAGGGAGAAAUUCAGGAGCGGGUGGUACCUGACUACUUGAUUGACGGUAUCACCUUCGAGAUCAUGCAUGAUCCCGUCAUGACACCUUCAGGAACAAGCUUUGACCGGGCCGGGAUCGUUAAGUACAUCGAGAAGUCCGGGGUUGAUCCGCUUACUCGUGAGCCCAUGACUGUGAAAGACCUGCGCCCCAACUAUGCACUCAAGGCGGCCUGCGAGGAAUUCUUGAGUAAGAAUGGCUGGGCAGUGGACUGGUAG